Messenger RNA from Rasamsonia emersonii CBS 393.64, 1290 nucleotides. RefSeq lists its product as uncharacterized. NCBI's taxonomy places the organism in Eukaryota, Fungi, Ascomycota, Eurotiomycetes, Eurotiales, Trichocomaceae. Gene Ontology annotation, biological process: UMP biosynthetic process; pyrimidine nucleobase biosynthetic process. The record is from RefSeq and is a predicted model, not a curated record. The coding region runs from base 1 to 1290 and encodes 429 amino acids. The transcript has 2 exons. Gene Ontology annotation, molecular function: orotate phosphoribosyltransferase activity.
AUGCCGACCACGCUGGCGGAAGCCUCAUCCCUCCCGGUCAAUCCGGUGACGGCCUAUUUGCGCGAACUGCAGCACUCGAAAACAGGAUUGCCUCAUGGCCAGCUAGUGUGCGUCUCCGCAUCCCCGACGGUCACGACCACAGACGCCUUGCUCCGACUGGCAGCCUCCGUUGGCCCUCACAUUGCCAUCUUUCAGGUUCACGCUGACAUUAUCGAUGACUGGUCGUCAUAUACCGUGCAUGAGCUCACGCUUCUUGCGAAGAAGCACAACUUUCUCCUGUGGGAAGGAGGGAGACUAUUGAACUUCAGCUCCGAUAUUCCUUCAACAUCACAGGCAGAAUCGAGGGAACGGAGGAGAGAAGAUGUGGAUAUGGUACGGAGGAUGUACACCAAAGGUGUUGUGAGCGUCGCAUCCUGGGCAGGUCUAGCAACGUCGUGGGCCUCAGCUGUCCCCGCCCAACAACAGGAUUCUGAUAUCCUGAUCCCUCUGAAGGGACCCCUAACGACGAGCAGGACGGUGAUGAUGCUGGCGUUAUGUACCAUUUGCGCCCGGCGGACGUUGACGUUAACACCAAUCUGGAGCCCCCCUGUCCGCAGAGCAUCUACCAUCUCUCUCACUCGGUCAAUCACUCAACACUCCGAACCAUCAUCGCCCUCAUCGCCCAGGGACACACUACAACCUUCGGAAAACAUCACUGAAAACGGAAUCUACGCAGAUUGGCCCAAUGCUCUCUCUCCUUCGCCCCUGCUAGCUCGGGGCCUAGUACUUUGCUUGCCUUCAGCCACCGACUUCCCUUUCUCUGUCGCGUACAGGGACAGCUGUCUGGCAGCUGCCCGCGCAAACCGUGAUUUUGUGGUUGGUUUCCUUUGCAAUGAGCCAUGGACCCUGGUGUCGCAGAGAUCAGAUGUGCUCGAUGUCAACAGGGCAACAAGUGGUGGAGACAAACGUGAUGGGGAUUCUCCUGCGCAGGAAGAAAGAGAGGAGUCGUUCAUUAUCUUCUCGCCGCUUCAUGCUGACGCGGGUCCACAACCAUCGACAAGAGACGGAAAUCGCUCGUCGUCAGUGGAUUGGGACCGUACUCGUUCUUCAAGUGCCAUGGAUACCAUUGAUGAAUCAUCAGCCUCAACACAGCCCAACGGCCUCAGCGCCCAAGCGAAAGUGCUGCAUGCGACCAUUUCUCGAGCCAUUGAAUCCAGAGAUUCUGGACGAAACAUGGAACCCGUCAGAGAAGGAACAAGCCCCGCAGGUCAUGGUCUCCUGCACAUACCCAUUGUCACCCUUGGAUUAUGA